AUGGUUUCCGCCAAGAAGCACGUUCCUAUCGUCAAGAAGCGCACGAAGCACUUCUCUCGGCAUCAGGCCGACCGCUUCAUGCGCCUUGACAAGGGCACAUGGCGCAAGCCCAAGGGUAUCGACAGUCGCGUUCGCCGUCGAUUCCGUGGUACCAUUGCUAUGCCCUCUAUCGGCUAUGGCUCCAACAAGAAGACCCGCUACAUGAUGCCCUCCGGCCACAAGGCUUUCCUCGUCAGCAACACCGGCGAUGUAGAGCUUUUGCUCAUGCACAACAGGACGCACGCGGCUGAGAUCGCUCACAACGUCUCUUCCCGCAAGCGAGUUGAAAUCAUUGCCCGUGCCAAGCAAUUGGGAGUCAAGGUCACCAACCCCAAGGCUAAGGUUACCACCGAGGUUUAA
Molecule: messenger RNA, 399 nt
Organism: Fusarium coffeatum
Lineage: Eukaryota; Fungi; Ascomycota; Sordariomycetes; Hypocreales; Nectriaceae
Exons: 5
Coding region: 1-399 (132 amino acids)
Biological process (GO): translation
Cellular component (GO): cytosolic large ribosomal subunit; ribosome
Molecular function (GO): structural constituent of ribosome
Source: RefSeq, a predicted model, not a curated record